UUAAUGGAUCAAUUAAUUAAUUUACAAAACAAAUUUACAACAAAUUUUUAUUUGAAGUUUAUUUCUACAGCUUUUGGACUUUGGGGAAUUUACAAAUUUAUGGUUUACCUCUACAAUGCUCGUCAUUGCAAAUUUAAUUUAAAAGACAAAACUGUUGUUAUAAUUGGUGCUAGUUCUGGUAUUGGAAGGGCAAUGGCUUUUGAAUUUUAUAAGAAGGGUGCAAAGUUAGUUCUUGUUGCUCGAAGUGUUGACAAAUUAGAAUUACUUUGUAAAGAACUUGAAGACCAAAAACAACAAUUUAAUAAUUUCCAUAAACCAACUUUUUAUCAAUUAGAUAUUACUGAAUUUGUCAAUUCAGAAGAAGAAAAUUACAAAAAUAAAAUUUUAAAUUUACUCGACCAUUCAAUUGAUGAUAGAAAAACUUUUGAUGUUUUAGUUUGUUGUGCUGGACUUUCAAAUAGAGGAUCUAUUGAAAAAACAAAAAUUUCAAUUUUUCGAGAAUUAAUGGAGGUCAACUUUUUUGGCUUCAUUUACAUUAUCAAAACUCUUCUAAAUUUCAUUCCGGAUGAUGGAGCAAUUAUUAACAUUAAUAGUAUUCAAGGACGGGUUGCCCUCCCUUAUAGAGCUCCUUAUUCUUGUUCUAAACAUGCUUCUUUGGCAUUUUUUGAUAGUUUGAGAGGAGAAGAAAGACCGAACUUGCAUAUUUUGAAUGUUAAUGCCGGAUAUGUUAAUACAGGCUUCGGCUCUCGUGCUUUGAAUGUUGAUGGAAAACCAAUGGGAUUUGAAGAUCACAAUCAAUUAAAAGGAAUUAGUCCAGAAGAAGCAGCCAAAAGAAUUAUCUCUUCGUUAGAAAAUCGUGAAAAAGAAUUGAUAUUAGCUCCAUUCAAAAUUCGACUUUUGGUUAUGCUUAGAUGGUUAUCACCUAGUUUGACAUGGUGGCUACUGACUAAAAAAGCUCAAGCAGAUAAGUAG
Messenger RNA from Meloidogyne enterolobii, 972 nucleotides. Lineage: Eukaryota; Metazoa; Nematoda; Chromadorea; Rhabditida; Meloidogynidae. The record is from the annotation of a GenBank genome assembly.